UGCGACCGUGCUGUGUCUCACGGGUUUAGGAAGUGUCUCAGCUCAGGGGAUCCUAAACUGUUGUGGCUCCGGCUAUACGCCCACCCCUAGCUCCAGGGUAGAACGGGUAGAACCCUGAGAGAUGUACUUGAACACAUAAUCUAUGUCUCUGUCGUUGUACGCUUCAAUCUCGUGCAGUGAAAUCAUACUGCUUUGAAAGGCAGUGCCUAUGCUUGGGACAAUGUGAAGCAAACUUACCUGAACGAAGAACAAAGACGAGUAGAAGUUGAAUAGCGCACACACGCGACUGUGAUUGUCAAGCAUUCAAUUGGAUUGUGCAGCACUACAAAUAACACAAGGUCCUCUCUAUAGGCAUGACGUCUUUAAAGACGAGAAAGCUUGGAGCAAAGACAUUCUUUGCGUCUUGCCAUGCUAAGGAUACAUGUGGAAACAAUGGAUUGCCUUUGACACCUAACUCUAUCAGGAUCCUUGGCCAGUUCCAAGUACUGAAAACACUUUCCCACAAGAACCUCUGUACCUACCUGGAUGCCAUCCGCAGCAAGCAUGAGAGGCUAGUCCUUGUAUUUGAACAUUUUGAACAUAGCCUGGAAGAAGCGAUUCCAAGAAAACUUCCAGUGGAAGAGAUUGCAAAAAUUUGCUGUGAAAUUGUUGAAGCCCUAAAUUAUCUGCACAAUAAAAAAAUCUAUCAUCACGCCCUUUCUCCAAAGUCAAUUUUGCUGGACGAAGAGCGGCACGUCAAAGUAUCAAACUAUGGCCUGUAUCACGUAACAGAGCAUGCCAGAACGGUGCCUUUUCCCCUGGGGACACCCAAGUACCUGGCCCCAGAAGUCCUGAUUCAGGAAAGAAGCGUUGCUGACGGCCCCAAAAUAGAUGUGUGGUCACUAGGAAUUAUUGCACUAGAGCUGGCACUGGGCCGUGAGCUCUGGAAUGAUUCCAGCAUCGAAGACAUCUUCAAAGACCUUCUGACCCUGGUAAAAGAAGGUGGUGAUGCAUUGAACUUUAUUGCAAGCAAGAAUAGUUGUUCAGCAGCUGUGCAGGAAUUAGAUGGGAACCUCAUCGCAUUCAUCAGAUGCUGUCUCACCAUACUGCCUAAAGAGAGACCUUCAAUGGGUGACUUGCUUGCUCAUCCCUUCAUAAGCCAGUGCUACACACCGGAGAAGGACAUUGUUCCAGUAUCGGAAUUCCUGUCGACAAAACUGCGCUGCGAGCAUCUGACGCUGUCCAAAAAUCCAUUUUACAUACAAGACCAUUUAGCGGAAAGGCCAUUGCAGGAAAUUUACUACCUGUGGCAACUAGCAGGAGGAGAUGCGGAAGCGGAACUACAUAAGCAGGGAUGCAUUAAAGUGAAGCCUCCUGUCUGCACCUUGCCAUUUGUCAUGUUACUCGAAGGCGAAGAAUUUGGGCAGAAGAAAGAUGCAGCCUUUUACUUCGACGACACAGUGAUUUUCUUGCCUACCGAGCAGCUGAAGCAGAGAUUAAAAGAUGUGGAACCAAGCAUCUACUACCCUUUGAUUGAGAGCUUUCAAGAAGCUACGACAAGUCCUAGCGGGGACCUUCACGACACUGCGACCCUUCCCAUUGUCAUCCGUGAGAAAGACAUCGAAUACCAGCUCCAUCGGAUCAUACUGUACAGCAGACUCCUUCAGGCAUACCCUUUCAAGAAACUGCGUAUUGUCAGAGAAGCCAAAACUGACAUUCCACCUCUCUACAGAGGCUAUGUGUGGGCUGCCCUACUGGAAAUCCAGGGUGACCUACUCUCUGAGUAUGAAUCCAUAGACAAGGAGACUGUAACACCGACUGAUCGCCAGAUAGAGGUGGACAUUCCACGGUGCCACCAGUACGACGAGCUGCUGUCUUCCCCCACGGCACACUCGAAAUUUCGCCGGCUCUUGAAGGCGUGGGUUAUCAGCCACCCGCAGUACGUCUACUGGCAGGGGUUGGACUCCCUCUGCGCCCCUUUCCUUUAUCUGCACUUCAAUAAUGAAGCCCUGGCAUACGCUUGCCUCUCCACUUUUAUCGACAAGUACCUGCACAACUUCUUCCUGCAGGACAAUUCCCUGGUCAUCAAGGAGUACCUGGCCGUAUUCUCGCACCUGAUAGCCUACCACGAUCCAGAGCUGACAAACCAUCUGGAUUCGAUUGGAUUUUUGCCCGAGCUCUACUCCAUUCCAUGGUUCCUUACCAUGUACACACACGUUUUCCCGCUCCACAAGAUCUUUCAUCUGUGGGACACCUUGCUCUUGGGGAAAGACAGUUUUCCCUUCUGUAUAGGAGUCGCGAUUCUGCAGCAGCUACGUACAGACCUGUUGUCAUUUGGGUUUAACGAGUGCAUCCUCCUGUUCUCCGACAUGCCAGAAAUUGACAUCCAGCGGUGUGUACGCGACUCCAUCCGUAUUUUCUGCACCACACCACAAGGCGCAACGUACCGUGAACAUGCAAGGCCGACGAAUUCGGGGACCACCCCAUCUUCGCCCUCACUCACAAUGUCUGCAGUACCACUGGAAGUGCUGAAGUCUGAGCUCUGCCCACGGAUCUCGGCUGAAGAUCUGAUCGGAUUGCUGGAGCUCGGACGUGCGGAUGCUGCACCGAACAAGUUCCGUGUUCUCGUCGUGGAUGUGAGAGCACCGGAGGAGUACCUCCGAGGAGCUGUGCAAAACAGUAUCAACAUUCCAUAUGCCACUGCUUUUACUGGAGACAGCUUGACAAGUUCGCCCGAGGCGCACGUCCUGGCAGCUCACAAGGGAAAGAUGGUGCUUGUACUAGGAAGCCAUCAAGACAACAAUGCUUCUAGUUUUGCCAACGGGCUGGUGCGUCUCGGAUAUGCCCGCGUCUGCCUCCUGCACGGCGGUGUCGAAGUGCUGCGCACAACCAACGUUCUCUUUGUGCCCACGGCUGCCUGACAAUUCUCAAAUAAAAGUCCGCUUAUCGCUCU
Messenger RNA from Ornithodoros turicata, 2932 nucleotides. RefSeq names its product TBC domain-containing protein kinase-like protein. The transcript is spliced from 25 exons. The coding region runs from base 354 to 2900 and encodes 848 amino acids. The record is from RefSeq and is a predicted model, not a curated record. Gene Ontology annotation, cellular component: centrosome; nucleus; kinetochore. Lineage: Eukaryota; Metazoa; Arthropoda; Arachnida; Ixodida; Argasidae. Gene Ontology annotation, biological process: protein phosphorylation; mitotic spindle organization. Gene Ontology annotation, molecular function: ATP binding; protein serine/threonine kinase activity.